AUGGCCUGCACUAUGGAAGCAGUGGCAAAGAAGAUCUUUAAAGGAGUUUUAGUAGUUGAACUCUUGGGCGUUUUUGGAGCAUAUUUUUUGUUUAAUAAGAUGAACACAAGCCAAGAUUUCUGGCAAACAAUGAGCAAGAAAUUUCCCUUCAUCUUGGAAAUUUAUUACAAAUCCAUUGAACAGUCUGGAAUGUAUGGAGUCAGAGAGCAAGAUCAAGAAAAAUGGUUGAAUAGCAAAAAUUAGGACCAGUCAUCGCGUUCAGCCUCCCAUCUAAGCUGUUUGAGACCUUUGUGGGGGAGAAGAAAGAUGAGCACACCACU
This is a messenger RNA of Zalophus californianus (California sea lion), 320 nucleotides long. RefSeq names its product protein CEBPZOS-like. The transcript has a single exon. The coding region runs from base 1 to 243 and encodes 80 amino acids. The record is from RefSeq and is a predicted model, not a curated record. NCBI's taxonomy places the organism in Eukaryota, Metazoa, Chordata, Mammalia, Carnivora, Otariidae.